UGUUCUUUUGACGAACAGCUUUGGUGUCGCUUAUGUGGUAAUGAUCACGAAAUUCACAUAAGUACGCCACAGCCUUUUCCUAGUUUCAAAAAGCUAUAUAUUUGUUUGUAUCAGUCGAGAAAGGUUUUAAUGUUUUAUCUCGCGAGUGAACAUGGAAUUAACUGCAGAUACGGUGUAUUUCCUAGCUGGCUCUGGCCUUGGAUCGUCUUCAACACCAAUCCCCCGCGCUUUCCAAAAUGGAUACGACAACACACCAAUCGUUUUCUCCCUUAUAAACUAAGCGAGCUGUCACUGGGGAAAGUUUUGAAAAUUUGGAACCUCAAAUCCAGCGAUCUUCCUCACAAUAUUGUAGCAAGAGUUGAAUAUGGUACGACCUAUUAUCGUUGGAGGGAUAUUCAAGUUGCUGCCAUGAGGGUACAUGGUGGUGCCAAGGGAUUAGGAAGGUUCAUGCUAAAGAGAUGUUGGAGAUCACGUGGUUAUUUGGAUCGCGUGUUUAGAUCAAGUAUUCAUACCACUUCUCAAACCACUUCUCAGUUAUCCAAUAAGAAUGGAGAAAGUUCUCGUUCCGUGCAAACAUCACGUACAGCUAAUGAUAAUGCGACAUUCUCGUUAAUGUCAAACCAAAAUUCCAUUUUCUCACAACGUUCUUCCGAGGAAAAUGAAAGACGAAGAACUCGUGAUUUGUCAUCUCGACAAAAUGAUCAUCAAGUCCUCAGUGAACAGUCUCAAACUGCAGUCAAUAAUACAAGGCAAUUAAUCGACAUCAUCCACCAAAUUCAGCCCGUUACCCGAAGAUAUGCACGUGAUUCAAAUGGUGAAACACGCGAAUCUCCUACAGAAGACGCGCCCGGAUAUUCACGAGGACAUAACGAUACUUCACGAAUCAUUAACUUACAAGUAUCCUCAAGUGAAAGCAGUAUGGAAAGCAAUCAUUGAAGAGUUACAGUAGCACACAAAACUACAAUCAUUAUAUUUCGUAAUUUAGAAUACAGAUACACGUAUAUCCAAAAUGCAAUGCCCAUGCAAGUGACUAAAGUCUGGUCCAACCAAAUCAUCUUUUGCAUUUAAGCAGAAUACAACAAGCUUACUAAUCCAUCAUUAUCCAUGAACGUUCAAUGACCUUUAUGAUAAUGUUCACCAUUGUAGUUUUAAUGCAACUUUUGAGGCAAUUUCUUGUAUGAUUUUGCCUAUGAAAUAGAAGAUUUAUGCAGAAGUAUUGAACACAAAUAAUCAACAUUCUUUAAUGUCAUUCUGAUCCCAGAAAUGACAUAAAUUACCUGUGCACUCUCUGGACUACAUAGUACAACUGGAGUGCCUUUGUCAGAUGUUUCACAGAUUGUUGUAUGGAGAGGUAUUUUACCUGUAAAGAUGACGUCAAUAAAAUGUUCAUUACUCUUUCA
This is a messenger RNA of Xenia sp. Carnegie-2017, 1400 nucleotides long. RefSeq lists its product as uncharacterized. The record is from RefSeq and is a predicted model, not a curated record. NCBI's taxonomy places the organism in Eukaryota, Metazoa, Cnidaria, Anthozoa, Malacalcyonacea, Xeniidae. The transcript has 2 exons. Bases 130 to 936 code for a protein of 268 amino acids.